UCUGCUGCUGGCCACAGAGUCCCAUCUCCAUUCCAUUCCUCAGCAGACUCCAGCGACCGAGAUCGGAUCAGAGAGAGCGAUGGCGGCGGUGAUGGAGUCGUCGUCGGUGCCCGGCGUGGACGGCGGCGAGGGUGCGGAGGGGAGGGUGCGGAAGCCCUACACCAUCACCAAGUCGCGGGAGAGCUGGACCGACCCGGAGCACGACAAGUUCAUCGAGGCGCUCCUCCUGUUUGAUCGAGAUUGGAGAAAGAUCGAAGCGUUUGUUGGCUCCAAGACAGUGAUACAGAUCAGGAGCCAUGCACAGAAGUACUUUCUCAAGGUUCAAAAGAAUGGAACAGGUGAACAUCUGCCACCACCUAGGCCCAAGAGGAAGGCGGCACACCCGUACCCACAUAACAAAGCCUCGAAAAAGGCCCCUGAAGUCGACUUACCACAGCAACCCCCUCAUGUCGUGGAACAAGGGCGUGUUAUACCUAUGGAUGCACCUACUGUCGCUACAAACUCAAGUGCAAACGAGGACACAUUUCCUUCCUGGGACGAUGUUCUUACCCAACCUUAUAGCCCAAGACACACACAAGAUUUAGGCACCGCAAAUAACAGCUCGAGUAGCAUAGAGUGCCAAUCUGGAACUUGGCCAGCUUCUGAUGCGAUUGAGCAAGAAAUUUGGCCAACUUCCGAUGCGAUUGAGCAAGAGAUUGUACUUCCAGCACUGCAUGCCAUGCCAGACUUUGCUCAAGUAUACAACUUUCUUGGGGGCGUAUUUGAUCCAGAUACAACAGGACAUUUGCAGAAGUUGAGAGAGAUGGAUCCUAUAGAUGCUGAAACGGUACUACAACUGAUGAAAAAUCUAUCGGUAAACCUGUCUAGCCCGGACUUUGAGACACACCUGAGCAUACAGCACCCCUGACUGUUGCAGAGGAGGAUGCUCUCGUCGCACGGUGGCGGCAUGGGCCAAGCCAGGCACGAGAGCGUAGGAGAUCCGGGGUCUCUACUCAGACCCUUCGCGUUCCAUUCAUGUAAUCUCUAGUCACCCUCUUCGUGAGCACGGAUCCACGCUCACGACAUCGCUAAUUUCACUAAGCGCAUGGACCGCUCUGCAGGGUAAGGAGCAGAUGAGGAAAGCGUACGGUACAUCGUUACAUUGUUGUCAAAGGUGCGACAUGUUAAUGCAUCGCCGCCUAUGUUUGUACAUAUUUCUUGGAGAUGUUCUCGGGCUCUUAGGCCUGGGAACUUUUACCUAUCCGGCUUGUGGCAUGUAUAGUCAGGACAUGGUUGCGCAUGUUGUUUUGGAGAGGGGAGAGGGGAAAGUGUUUAUUACCCACGAAGGAAGACCGUUCUUGUGUGUAAUUCUUUGUUUCGAGAUGAUUUUUUUUUUGAGGGAUUGUUUCGAGAUGAUUUUGUUUGUAAGUCUAUUAUCUACAUCGUCAUGAGGACGGAUUUGGACUAUAUAUAUGUAGUGAACGCUUUU
This is a messenger RNA of Triticum dicoccoides, 1468 nucleotides long. Its product is annotated as protein REVEILLE 8-like. The transcript is spliced from 8 exons. Gene Ontology annotation, molecular function: DNA binding. The coding region runs from base 80 to 907 and encodes 275 amino acids. The record is from RefSeq and is a predicted model, not a curated record. NCBI's taxonomy places the organism in Eukaryota, Viridiplantae, Streptophyta, Magnoliopsida, Poales, Poaceae.